Carica papaya (papaya) is the source of this 1658-nucleotide messenger RNA. Its product is annotated as Pyridoxal-5'-phosphate-dependent enzyme family protein. NCBI's taxonomy places the organism in Eukaryota, Viridiplantae, Streptophyta, Magnoliopsida, Brassicales, Caricaceae. The record is from RefSeq and is a predicted model, not a curated record.
CCAAUUUUAGUAUACCCCAAAUUGAACACCGCGCGAGGUCUGGAGAUCGAACCGCAAAAUGGCGCCUGUGAGAGCCACCACCACGGGCGCUGUUAUUGCGGCGGGGACAAUCUCUAUUUCCAUGGCAGUGCUUUCUUACUUUAUCUGUGCUCAGAAUCGCUGCAAGAAGAAGGAGGAGAAGAAAGGGCAGAGGAAUGGACUCGUUGAUGCGAUUGGCAACACCCCAUUGAUUCGCAUUAACAGCCUCUCCGAAGCAACUGGAUGUGAGAUUCUUGGCAAAUGUGAAUUUUUCAAUCCAGGAGGCAGUGUGAAAGACAGGGUUGCUCUGAAAAUUAUUCAGGAGGCUCUGGAGUCUGGUGAGCUAACUCCAGGGGGAGUAGUAACUGAGGGGAGUGCUGGCAGCACCGCUAUUAGCCUUGCCACCGUGGCUCCUGCCUAUGGAUGCAAGUGUCAUGUGGUUAUCCCUGAUGAUGUUGCUGCUGAGAAGUCACAAAUUCUUGAAGUCCUUGGAGCAACUGUGGAAAGGGUAAGGCCAGUGUCAAUUACUCACAGAGACCAUUAUGUAAAUGUUGCUAGGAGACGUGCGCAGGAAGCAAAAGUAUUAGCUUCAAAAAAUAGAGAUGUGGACCAAAAGUUUAAGCAUAUUAAUGGUUACAUAUCUGAUGGGGAGAAGCAAGAAUCAGUUUUCCCAAAAUCUUGUACUGGAGGUUUCUUUGCUGAUCAGUUCGAGAACCUGGCAAAUUUCCGUGCUCAUUAUGAGGGGACUGGGCCUGAAAUCUGGGCGCAGACCGGUGGGGAUCUUGAUGCAUUUGUUGCAGCUGCAGGCACAGGUGGCACUGUAGCUGGUGUCUCCAGGUUUCUCCAGGAAAAGAAUCCGAAGAUCAAGUGCUUCCUAAUAGAUCCUCCUGGUUCUGGGUUGUUUAAUAAGGUAACUAGGGGGGUGAUGUACACCAGAGAGGAGGCAGAAGGAUAAAGGCUGAAAAAUCCUUUUGACACGAUAACUGAAAGGAUUGGAGUCGACAGAUUAACUCAGAAUUUCAUGAUGGCAAAUCUUGAUGGUGCAUCGGGCACAGAUAGAGAGGCAGUUGAAAUGUCGAGGUUUCUCCUGAAGAAUGAUGGUCUCUUUAUUGGAAGUUCAUCUGCAAUGAACUGCGUUGGGGCUGUAAGAGUGGCAGAAUCUCUAGGCCCUGGUCAUACAAUUGUCACUAUUCUGUGUGAUAGUGGAAUGAGGCAUCUGAGCAAGUUUUAUGACGCUCAGUAUUUGGCUCAGCAUGGCUUGACGCCCAUGGCAACAGAACUAGAAUUUCUGAGAAUAAAAUGGAAACAAACAAUUUUUUGAAGGGAAAAAUGAAAAACAAGUUGACUUCAAGUGUUCACUAUCGAAAAUUUCAAUCCUGGCAAUAGCAGCUGUAUGAAUUUAUUCAAGGUUGGAUCACAAAGGUGCACUCUAAAGGAUGCAACCUGUAUCUUUGACAGUCUUGAAGCUGUAGAAGUAGAGCAUAUUAGCACAGAUUAUUUUGUAGGAAUAGGCACAUUAUUACAAGUCCCUUUUGUAUAUAGGCUGAUUGAAUUAUUCAUUGGAAAGUCCAGUGACGAACUGCAGUUAAAAAUCAUUAUUGUUUUUUGUAUUUCUAAUGAGAACUGGACCAUUUUAACUU